AUGGACAUCACGGUGCGCGUCGAAGUCCAGUACCAUGCGCCGGCGAAUGCCGUCACGCGCGAUGUUCUCGAGAUGUUCCGCUCCACGACUUGGGUGCGCUUCAUGAUGCGUUAUGUCUCGCCGCGUCUCAAGACCUCGUCGCCCGCGGACCAGGCCAUUCUUGACCAGCUUGAGAGCCAAGAGGCCGCUGAGGUGCACGAGGGCGAGGAGUGCGUGAUCUGCAUGAGCGAGAACCCAUGCGACGGCCACGUAGCUCUUCCCUGCGGCCACUCAUUUCACUACCCGUGCAUCUCGUCGUGGCUGCAGAACCAGAGCACAUGCCCCGUGUGCCGCUUCCAGUUCCCCAAGGCCUUCACGGGCAAGUACGCGGUGCAAAAGCUCAAGUCGUCCAUGGUGCUGUCGGAGGAGCAGGGCAAGAUGCCUCGCGCGGAGUUGCUGGCGCUAGACAUCGGCAAGCAAGUUGUGCGCGCUGUCGUAAGCGUCACACUUGUCAAAGUCGCGGCUGGGGGAGACGACGAGGAGUUCCCAUGCGAGCUGAGUGCGUGGAUGCUCGACCCCUCGACUGGACAAACCUUUUCCGAACUGGAUUGUGUAUGAUGCGCCGUCCAUCAGCAGCAGUUAGACAGAGGCACACUAUCAUCAAGCCUAGGAGCAGGACGACGACAUCCACUGCUCGACUCAUUCCCCCUCGCUGCGAAAGGAGGGACAACAUAGGUAUUUAUCAGAGACAAAGGAAGCGAAAAUUGAACAAAUGUAACACAAUUGUAUCAC
This is a messenger RNA of Phytophthora infestans T30-4, 771 nucleotides long. RefSeq lists its product as uncharacterized. NCBI's taxonomy places the organism in Eukaryota, Oomycota, Peronosporomycetes, Peronosporales, Peronosporaceae. Bases 1 to 597 code for a protein of 198 amino acids. The record is from RefSeq and is a predicted model, not a curated record. The transcript has a single exon.